Messenger RNA from Anopheles darlingi, 2108 nucleotides. Its product is annotated as tectonic. The transcript is spliced from 4 exons. Gene Ontology annotation, biological process: cilium assembly. The record is from RefSeq and is a predicted model, not a curated record. Lineage: Eukaryota; Metazoa; Arthropoda; Insecta; Diptera; Culicidae. Gene Ontology annotation, cellular component: ciliary transition zone. The coding region runs from base 315 to 2108 and encodes 597 amino acids.
GUUGCAUUAACCUUAUCGUGUUAGCUGUGGGGGUGAUACUGUUCAUAGCCAUUCUAACCAAAGCCGAUAGCACGAGGAACGUGCAAAGCUUCGUCCGGAUAGAUGUUUCCAAGAUAAAUCCAAAAAACGCAACAGAAACGACCACGGUGGCCAAUGGAAAUGCAACGGAAGGCACCACGAAAGAGACGACAACGGCAAUUACGAGCAGCGGAACGGCUCCAGUAGCUAGCACAACGGAGACCUCGACAAUAACCAGCUCGAGCACGACUAGCAUUCCAUCUAGCACUCCGGCAUCCACUACCACGGAAGUUACCAUGAAGCCAAUCAAUCUAAACCCAGUUUUGAUUCCUCCAGACCGCCGUGCAGCUAAGAUAAUCCCAAAAGGAUACUAUUGUCGUUGUGAUUUGAAGAUAAAUAUUUGCGAGAUUAACUGUUGCUGCGACAUCGACUGCGGUGAUGCGGCGUUGAAGGCAUUUGACUGUAACCAGGAGCAGCUGGACACCGUCGAUUAUCAUCACGACGAGGGACUACAGUCAUGCCGGGUGCAAGGUGGAUUGCUGUGCCUUAUCGAACCCAUCCAUGAAGAAGGCGACGAACUACAAUACAACCAGAAUCGUAAACAAGAAGCAAUGAAACACCGCUGGAAGCAUGUGUUUCCUGUUGAUUCAAGCGAUCCAGACGAUUCACGGCUUGGCCACUACCGUGUAGAAGAUUUACUUUACUUCUACAAUGAAACAAGCGAGUCGGUUGAACCUUUUACUCUUCCAUAUUCGCUCACCGGAAAUGAUUGCCACAUCGAACAGCACGUGCGAUUCUUGCGAGAUCGUAGUAACCGCUGCCGACGACUGGUGGACGAUGUGACAUCUUUCAACAGAAGAUUUCUGUCUCUGCAAGCCAGUAAUCGUUUCUUCCGUUCCCCCAAAAAAUCCAUGGUUACCGAGCAUCCGUGCACGGCGGACGCCGAUUGUCUUAAUGUGACUCUCACCAUCUGCCGCCCAACAAACGCCAGUAAUGGUUGGAGCUGCAUCAACGCAGGUAACACAACCAAUGCCACCACAUCGGAUACGCUGGGUUUGUUGGAAGUAUCCGAAGAUGAAUACGAACUCCAAUGUAGCAGGAUUGAACUGUGGUUUCGUCACAAUUUUACUGAUCUGCUCGCCGUCGAUGCAACACUUUUUUGCGAACGGGACAACGGUGCCUCGGAAUCGGAUUAUGGAUGGCAAAGGAUUACCGUACGGUUUGAAGCCCAACCUUCACGAAAUGUAAGCUACUCGGUCAGUGGUAACCUUGGUUACUUGCGUCAGAAACCACUUAUCGUGACCCACUAUGAGUUGCCAUCAACGAACUCCACAAAUCCAGUAUUCGGUGACGGAGUUCCUGAAAUACGACCUUCCGAACCAACGAAGCAACCAAUGAAAACUAUAUUGGCCUACUUUACUAAUGGAACGCGCCUGCCAGAUGAAACCUUUCGUAUCCGGUUGCCAGUUAGUAGACGGAAUCGUUGCCAGCUAUCGGAGAAAAUUCACGAGACAAUCGAUUUCGGAGUUGAUUCCUGGCAUCGAUGUAAUUACGUUCCAUCAAUGCAAGCUAUUAACGAUACCAAAGGAAAUGAUGCUCGCAAUUACACUACGUUCUGUCGUGGACUUCAGGAACGGCUCUACGCUCUGCUCCUACCCGGUAUUCUAUCCGAUGAUCGUUAUGAUCAUGCCAACCUGUACGUCUCCAAGUAUGGUAAUCCUGUCAACCGCACAGCCGACUGGAUUCCAUUGCGGACCGUCAAUGCAAUCAGCGAGACACAACCGGGAGGUGAAGAGACGGUUGAGCAUUUCACCUGUCGGAACAUGCACAUUAAUGUAGACUACCGGUUCUACUAUGCAAUUGAACGUGUUCAAGAGGUCCGCCACCAGGCGAUCGUGCACGACGGUGAGAUCGUAUUCGGACCACGGGUGAACUUACGCUUCCGGCUGGACGAGGAGAUCCGUAUACCGAUCUUUGUUCAGGUACAAUUCUUCGAUCUUACCUCAUCGGCCAGGGACAAUCGACCAUCGCUCUGGACCGGAUGGUUUAUAUUCCUUACAGGUGUGUUGUGUUUGUGCGGUUUUCAAUAA